AUUAAGAAAUUGUUUAACUACAGCGAAAGACUAUACAAGCCUUAUACAGAGAUCAUAAAGCAACGUUGGGAUCAACAACUAAAGAAAAGCAUUCAUUCAGCAGCUUAUUGGUUGAAUCCAUGUUUCCAAUAUGAUCAGGAAAACUUUUGUAAUAAGCCAAAUGUUAUUGGAGGUGUUAUGGAUGUUAUUGAUCAAAAAGUUUUGAAAGGCAAGAUUGAAACAAUGAAUGAAAUGAGGUUAUUUCGUGAUCGAUUGGGAAGUUUUGGGAGAGACCUUGCUUAUUCUUCACGUGAAGUACUUCAACCUGAUGAAUGGUGGAGGCUACAUGGAUAUAGUGCACCACAUUUACAAAAGUUGGCCAUUCAAAUAUUGAGCCAAACCGCAUCGUCUUCUGGAUGUGAGAGGAAUUGGAGUGUCUUUGAACGUAUACAUACCAAAAGAAGGAAUAGAUUGGAACAUCAAAGGCUUAAUGAUCUUGUAUACGUUCAUUACAAUUUGCGGCUAAAAAAUCGGUUUUAUAACAAGAAAAGAAUCUAUGAUCCCAUUGACUAUGCAUGCAUUGAUGAGACCGAUUUUUGGGUAGUUGAUGACGAUCAGCCAGCAGAGCUAGAUGUUGAAGAAUUGGAAAAUCUUCUAUAUGAAGAAGGGUCAAUUCCAAUAAAUGAAGUGGAAGGUUCAAGUUCUCACAUUGGUUAG
Molecule: messenger RNA, 696 nt
Organism: Vitis vinifera (wine grape)
Lineage: Eukaryota; Viridiplantae; Streptophyta; Magnoliopsida; Vitales; Vitaceae
Exons: 3
Coding region: 178-696 (172 amino acids)
Molecular function (GO): protein dimerization activity
Source: RefSeq, a predicted model, not a curated record